Molecule: messenger RNA, 1806 nt
Organism: Chaetomium strumarium
Lineage: Eukaryota; Fungi; Ascomycota; Sordariomycetes; Sordariales; Chaetomiaceae
Product: WLM domain-containing protein
Exons: 3
Coding region: 170-1513 (447 amino acids)
Source: RefSeq, a predicted model, not a curated record
CUUCUGUUCCGUAAUAGUGCUUGCUUUGACUUUCGAUUUUUGCGGGCCGUCCAUUCUCCCUGCUUUUAAUACUAUACCGAUGCUUGGAAUUAAUUAAUUAUCCAAAGAUUUUACGUCCCCCUUCUCUUUCUUCACACAGUCGACUGACUAUCCGCGAGCAAAAGUGGAAAUGCCCCUCGGAAUCCAGCGGCUCAACGCGAAGCGGUCGCAGCCGAACGACCGCAUCGUCUUCAUCAAGCCGCUCAAGGGGCCGGACGAGAAGAUCGCACAGGACUUUCUGGAGAGGAUCGCAGCGCAAUGUCUACCUAUCAUGCGGGAGCAUCACCUCUCGGUCAUGUCGCUGGAGGAGUACGAGCCGAAUCGAGAGUUUGUCGGCCGAAACUUCAACGCGGGCGAGGUCAUCCAGCUUGUCCUCAAGACCCACAGUGGCCACUGGCUCCCUUUCAACUAUGUGCAGAUGGUCAUGAUGCAUGAGUUGGCCCAUUGCAAGCAGAUGAACCAUUCCCGAGCUUUCUGGGCAGUCAGGAACCAGUAUGCCGAGCAGAUGAGGUCCCUAUGGGCCCGUGGCUUCACCGGAGAGGGGCUCUGGGGCCGCGGAGCCCUUCUGUCUACUGGCGAAUUUGAAAGGAACACGGUUGCGCCGGGCGAACCACUCCCGGAACACCUCUGCGGCGGGACAUACCGGUCUCGAAGCCGGAAACGGAAGGCCAAGAAAGUGCUGUCUUACAAAGAGCAGAAAGAGCGACGGAUUCUCAAGAAGUUUGGCGCCGGUGGCGUGAAGCUAGGGGAAGAUGAAGAAGUGAAGAAGAAGCUAGAGAAGGGCAAGGCCAAAGCAGCCAAACCCCGGGUAGCUGGGAGCGCGAGGGGGAGAGAACUGCGGGCGGCUGCAGCAUUGGCCCGGUUUGAGCAGCAGAAGACGGAAGAGGUAAUGGAUGAAGCGGAUGAAGGAUCCGAGACUGAGAGCGGCGAUGAUUACGAAGACGACGACACCACUCCCGGAACCGAUGCGCUUGAUAUCGACGGAAAGAAGCUCCUGGACUCGAAGGGCCGGAGAAUGGUCAAGGUCUGUGAAGACGAGAAUCCCGAGGAUCAGGAUGCUCAGCAGGAGCUGCGAGAGUUGCAAAGUUUCGGGUCCAUGAAGCUUGUCCAGAAGCCAUCGAACUCGGCUCGUGGAGGAGAGAGUCCGAGCAAAUCUGUACCGAAGACCGCAGCAAACAAGGCGCAAGCGCCCGCGGGCCGAGAGUCGGCGAAGUCGGAGCCGCCAAUAUCCAUCGAUGGGUCGCCUGCCGAACCAAACCCCUUGGGUCCGAAAAACUGCCCGGUCUGUACGUUCGCCAAUGAGCCGCAAUCCGCGACUUGCGCCAUGUGCGCAAGCGUGCUUGAUCCAGACAGGAUAACGGACUCCUGGGCAUGUAAAAGCAGAACAUGUCAAGGCUCCAACUACCGAAAUGCUGGCGACUGCGGCGUCUGCGGAGUUUGCGGCGAGCGGAGGCCACCGCCCGAGUUCCCGUGAGUGAGCUGCAACGGGCCGUUCACCAACCUGAGGCCGGUUCAGGGGCCUGUCUCGAACCACACACUGCGAUUUUCUGUGCAGGAUUUGUGAUGGGAACUCUGCACCUGCCACGGAAAGGGACAUCAAAGCUCCCGAGGUUGAGCUCGGUACGUCAAAGGCGCUCGGUUUCCAAACAGUCCAAGUCAUCGAUUGCGGUGUAUGGGAUACAUUGACGAUCGACGCCUUGCCUUGGUUUGAACUCUGCAGUCUCCAACGAUCAGUCGAAGAACGGUUGGCUCUGCGCUGUCGAACGC